This is a messenger RNA of Argentina anserina (silverweed cinquefoil), 1866 nucleotides long. RefSeq names its product pyruvate, phosphate dikinase regulatory protein 1, chloroplastic. Lineage: Eukaryota; Viridiplantae; Streptophyta; Magnoliopsida; Rosales; Rosaceae. Gene Ontology annotation, molecular function: ATP binding; transferase activity, transferring phosphorus-containing groups. The record is from RefSeq and is a predicted model, not a curated record.
AUGAUAGCUUCUUCCACCUUUACUCUCCCGAACCUCUGUCCCAAACUCGACGACCUCCACGGCACACCCAAACCUCCCAAAUCCUCAUACGAACCUAACUCCGAGCCUCAGCCUCGGAAGUUCAAACCCAGCCCUCAGCUAAACCGAUGGUCCCGCGCUCGGUCCUUGCGGUCCGGCCGGAAAUUCGACCGGACCGGCCAAUCUACACAACUAAACAACCCAAACCCUCCUCUACAUGUCUUGCCGGAGCUAAAAGAUAAUACUUUAACGUCGACUAACGGCGUCGAUGACGUGGACUUGACGGCCGGGAAGUCGAUUUACAUGGUUUCCGACGGAACUGGCUGGACGGUGGAACACUCCGUCGGGGCGGCGUUGGGCCAAUUCGAGCAUUGCCUGGUCGAUCGGAACUGCGCUGUGAAUACCCAUUUGUUAUCUGGGAUUGAUGACGUGGGGCAGUUAAUGGAGGUUAUAAAGCAAGCAGCUAAAGAAGGAGCUAUGGUUGUGUAUACAUUAGCUGACCCAUCAAUGGCUGAGUCUGCUAAACAAGCUUGUGAAGUUUGGGGGAUUCCCAAUAUUGAUAUGUUGGGUCCAAUUACACAGUCCAUAGCUUCACAUUUGAAUGUGUCACCUUCUGGGGGUCCUAGGAGGUACCCACUUACAGAUGACUAUUUUCGGAGGAUCGAAGCCAUUGAGUUUACCAUUAAGCAAGAUGAUGGGGCAUUGCCCCAGAACUUGCACAAGGCUGACAUUGUGCUUGCAGGGGUUUCAAGAACAGGGAAGACCCCGUUGUCGAUUUAUUUGUCACAGAAGGGGUACAAGGUGGCUAAUGUGCCUAUUGUGAUGGGGGUUCCUUUGCCAAUGACUCUAUUUGAGAUUGAUCCGGAGAAAGUUUUCGGGUUGACUAUUAAUCCUGUUGUGUUGCAAACGAUUAGGAGGGCGAGAGCUAAGAGUUUGGGGUUUAGUGAUGGAGUGAGGAGUAACUAUUCUGAGAUGGAUCAUGUUCGAGAGGAGCUUGAGUAUGCACGAAAGAUUCUAGCACAAAAUCUCUGGCCUGUAAUUGAAGUGACAGGAAAAGCGAUAGAAGAAACUGCAGCCGUUGUAUUGAGGCUUUAUCAUGACAGGAAGAACAAGUGCUCAAUGCCAAGAAUAUCAAAACGCUACUGAUAAGUCAUUCUGGUAGAUUAUACAGAGUGGUAAAUAGUCGCAUAGUGCAUAUAUAUACUCUCUACUUCAGAUUUUUCUGGAAAUUUGUUGCCAUACAUUGACGUAUAUAUUAGGGAUUAGUGAUAUCUUUUUCACUUGCAUACUUGUAUACCCCUGAAGCAUGUAUAUGGAAAAACACAAUUAUAAAUAUUGAAUGCUAAUUGUCAUUUUAAAAACGGUAUGUAUAUGAUCAUUUGCAUUUUAUUCUGAUUAGUUAGCAGAAAAGCAACUGCAUCCUCUGAAUUACCCGCAUGGCCGGUUUGAAUUUCCUAUACUGUAUGACAUUACAUGUUGCAUUUAUGCAACAAAUCUGCCAUAUGUACUCUGCUGAGGAUGAUAGAGCCAGUCUCUACUUGUAUAUGUAAAUUUCUGACGCAAAGACUGUUCUGCUGCUUCUGCAUUUGUACCUUUGUGAGCUUGAGCAUCCAAUUCUAAUAUUAAUAUAGGAUCUUUUAGGAAGCCCCACUAUUUUUGAAGUUGCCCUUGUUAUUCUAGAUGUCUACUUGGUAAAAAGCAUUGGUCUCUGAUUCAAGUCCUUGUCAUUUGUUAGGUUCUGCAUUAUAAGUUAGUAGGUAAUUGGAGAAACUGUCAAAGUAAGUGUAUUUAAUAUAUUGUAGUGUGUCAACUGGAACUCUGGAGCAAUGGAAAUGUGGCUGGUGAAAU